Ipomoea triloba (trilobed morning glory) is the source of this 987-nucleotide messenger RNA. RefSeq lists its product as uncharacterized. The record is from RefSeq and is a predicted model, not a curated record. The transcript has a single exon. NCBI's taxonomy places the organism in Eukaryota, Viridiplantae, Streptophyta, Magnoliopsida, Solanales, Convolvulaceae. The coding region runs from base 167 to 772 and encodes 201 amino acids.
GUUUCUCUUUCCCCACAAACAUUCAGGUGGGUAGAUUUCCCCAAUAAUCUUCAUCCAAUACAACUUGCCCUGCAUUUUAUGCAGGGCACAAAUUAAACAGGUUGGAGAUUAGAAUUUAGAAUCCAGUUCCGAUCCGGUGCGGCGGCGGCGGCUCCGGCUCCUCAGUAUGACGGCGGAGGACUUGGGGACAUUGUCAGGAACCACCGCCACCGCCCCCGGCACCGGCACCGGAUUCUCAACCACCAACACCGAAAACCUCGCGGAUUGGUUACCGCCCGUGCACGCGGAUGAAUCUGAGAAGAGGAAAAAGAAGAAGCGCAGCAGCUCCUUCGGCUUCCUAAGAGCCGCGUCAAUGAUUUUCCGGACGAAGAGCAUCGAGAAACAGCAAAAGAAAGAGAGAGUUUCCGAUGAGGACGGAAAACAGGGGAGGAGCAAUAACUGGAAGAACAUCGUGGGGUCCAUGCGGCCGUUAACAUUGCAACAGAAAUCCCCGGCGGUUUCUCCGUCCCCGACGGUUGAGGAUCUCCAGGCCCUGGUCCCACAAGGCGGCCUGGAAUCUCCGGCUCCUUCCUAUGUCUCCUCCAGCGGCUCCUCCAGCCGAUACGCUUCCGCAGCCAAUCUCCAGGAACUUGAUUCCUGCGACGACGUAGACGACCCCGACGAGGUUUUCGACGCCAUCACCGGCGACGACAUGAUCGACGCCAAGGCCGAGCAAUUCAUUAAUCAAUUCUACCAACAAAUGAGGCUUCAAACUGCACCCAAACAGUAUUGAUCGCCAUAUACGCACGCUUGCAGGCAGAGGACCAAUAAUUGAAGCAUGUAAUUCAUUUCUAUCCUGUAUUGCUGAAUAGAGCGCCCACUCUGCAUAGAUUAGGCAUACAGGCAUUCCAGCCCGUUUUAGUGGAGGGGCGUGCUAUUUGUUUACAUCCAUUAGUUUGUAAGGGGUUCAAUGCAGAUUUUGAUGGAGAUCAAAUGGCUGUUCAUGUA